AUGUACGCCAAGGGGGGUAAGGGCUCGGCCGUGCCCUCCGACAGCCAGGCACGAGAGAAGUUGGCGUUGUACGUGUAUGAGUACCUGCUACACGUCGGUGCCCAGAAGUCAGCCCAGACCUUUCUGUCUGAGAUCCGCUGGGAGAAGAACAUUACGCUGGGGGAGCCCCCGGGCUUCCUGCAUUCCUGGUGGUGCGUGUUCUGGGACUUGUACUGUGCAGCGCCCGACCGCAGAGAGGCGUGUGAGCACUCGAGCGAAGCCAAGGCUUUCCAGGACUACAGCGCUGCUGCGGCUCCCAGCCCGGUGAUGGGGAGCAUGGCCCCCAAUGAUGCAAUGGCAUCAGGCCCCAUGGCACCCGGCUUCUUCCAGGGCCCCCCCGGCUCCCAGCCUUCCCCCCACAACCCCAACGCCCCCAUGAUGGGGCCUCAUGUUCAGCCCUUCAUGUCACCGCGGUUCCCAGGGGGCCCCCGGCCCACCCUGCGGAUGCCGAGUCAGCCUCCCGUGGGCCUCCCCGGCUCCCAGCCCCUCCUCCCUGGCACCAUGGAGCCCUCCCCGCGAGCUCAGGGGCAUUCGAGCAUGGGCCCCAUGCAAAGGGUGACGCCUCCCCGGGGCAUGGCCGGCGUUGGGCCCCAGAGCUACGGAGGUGGCAUGCGGCCCCCACCCAACUCUCUUGCUGGUCCCGGCUUACCCACCAUGAACAUGGGCCCCGGAGUGCGCGGCCCGUGGGCCAGCCCCAGUGGCAACUCGAUCCCCUACUCCUCCUCCUCCCCCGGCAGCUACUCGGGACCCCCAGGAGGAGGUGGGCCCCCUGGAACCCCCAUCAUGCCUAGCCCUGGAGACUCCACCAACUCUAGCGAGAACAUGUACACCAUCAUGAACCCCAUCGGGCCGGGCGCCGGCAGGUCUAAUUUCCCGCUUGGCCCUGGUCCGGAGGGCCCCAUGGCCGCCAUGAGCGCGAUGGAGCCUCACCACGUGAACGGAUCCCUGGGCUCGGGCGAUCUGGACGGGUUGCCGAAGAGCUCCCCCGGCGCCGUGGCCGGCCUGAGCAACACCCCGGGCACCCCGCGGGACGACGGCGAGAUGGCGGCCGCCGGGACCUUCCUGCACCCGUUCCCGAGCGAAAGCUACUCCCCCGGGAUGACCAUGAGCGUGUGA
Messenger RNA from Rangifer tarandus platyrhynchus (Svalbard reindeer), 1155 nucleotides. The record is from the annotation of a GenBank genome assembly. Lineage: Eukaryota; Metazoa; Chordata; Mammalia; Artiodactyla; Cervidae.